This is a messenger RNA of Prorocentrum cordatum, 384 nucleotides long. NCBI's taxonomy places the organism in Eukaryota, Dinophyceae, Prorocentrales, Prorocentraceae. The record is from the annotation of a GenBank genome assembly.
AUGUUCGCUGUUCCGGGCAUAAGGGAGAUCAGUUCCUCCGACUACCCUGGCGGCGAGGCAUGGUACCCUUUCAUGAUGUGGUACCCCUACGUCGCCAACUUCGUCUCUGUGGUGUUGGUCCUCAUCGCGUUUUAUGAUUUCUUCCAAGUCCCAGAGCAGAUUUGCGCAGCACCCGACCUGAGUGUCCCGUCGUCAACAGUGUCAGAGGUGCUCGCCCUGUACAGGAGCAAAUCCGACGGAGUGAGCAGGCCUGUAUGGGUAGCAUGCAUGAUUGUACUUACAUCGUUGAUAUGCUUUGCAUUGGGUCCACUGCGGGACAGUGCCCUUGCAGCUGGCAGCACAACAUAUCCGCGCAUUACAGAUUCAAGCAGGAACGGGGCGUAG